Molecule: messenger RNA, 1735 nt
Organism: Austrofundulus limnaeus
Lineage: Eukaryota; Metazoa; Chordata; Actinopteri; Cyprinodontiformes; Rivulidae
Product: rho guanine nucleotide exchange factor 2
Biological process (GO): cell morphogenesis; positive regulation of neuron differentiation; actin filament organization
Cellular component (GO): cytoskeleton; ruffle membrane
Molecular function (GO): guanyl-nucleotide exchange factor activity; microtubule binding
Source: RefSeq, a predicted model, not a curated record
AUGUUCAGGUGCUGCUGAUGUCAGACAUCUUGGUUUUCCUUCAAGAAAAAGAUCAGAAGUUCACGUUUGCAUCACAUGACAAGUCUCCGGUGGUCUCCCUGAAUAAACUUAUUGUCAGAGAAGUAGCCAAUCAGGAGCGAGGGAUGUAUCUGAUCAGUGACUCCACUCCUCCAGAGAUGUACGAGCUGUUUGCUUCGUCCAAAGAAGACCGGAAGACCUGGAUGACCCGCAUCCAGCAGACCGCUCUCAGCUGUCCCUCCAGAGACGAGUUUCCACUCAUUGAGACUGAAGACAAAGCGUUACUUCGCCGACUCAGAGCUGACAUCCAGCAGAAGGACAGGGAGGUGCUGGAGCUCCUGCAGGAGCGCGUCACUCUGUUCUCUGACCUGGUCCAGGUGAUGGCUCGAGGAGGAACAGAAGAGGAGAGAGGUGUGGAGGUGAAGACCUCCUCCUGCUGCAGGAACCUGUUUCGAGCUGACACUCCUCAUGCUCCAAAAGCUGAGCCGCUCCUCCUCAGUGCCAUCGGUGAAGUGGACAGACUGGCUGUGCUGCUGUCCCAGUCCAGUUCCCUGAGGUCCUCCUUAACCAACGGCAACCAGGAGAUUAGCAAUGGUGACUCUGGUUCUCUGAAUGGUUCAGUUAAAUUAAACAACUGCUCUUCAAAGGACAAAAAUGGGAACCAGCUGCAGGAACGGAGCCUGAAUGAGGAAGUUCAUCAGCGAUUAGUCAACCUAAGCAUGCAGCUUCAUGCUCUGCAGGCUGCUGUGAUUCGCCAGGACUCCAUCCUGGAACUAUCUGGGAGUGCUGGCACCACCCCUUCUUCCAACCCAGACUCCGCCCCCGUUCCUCGUUUUAGUCGCUCUAUGUCGCGGGACGCAGGGAUGGACGCCAGCGGAGACGCGGUGCUUCUGCGACGUCAGGUGGAGCUUCUGCAGGAGGAGCUGGCACGGCUGCGUCUGAAGGCAGAGGAGUCCAACAAGAAGGGGGCGGGGUCUGGCAAGAAGAAAAAAAACAAAAAUAAAAACAAAGCUGAUGUGUCAAAGGAUGAACAGGUCAACAAGAAGUCCAGCAGCAGGGACUCUGAGCCCGCCCCCCUCGCUCCAUUGGCCACGGAGGAUCCUGUUGACCAACUAGAUGGUGUUGAGGAAGGAAAUGAGGAGGAAGUGAUGAAAAUCUCUCCACGCUCUGACAGUCCUAGAGACCUGCAGGACAUCCCAGAGGAGAGCGAGAGUUAACCUCACCAUCAUGUCACCGUCUUACUGUCACGUUUUUAGGCUUAAAGGAACUGGAGAUGAUGUCAUUUCCUGUUUGGGACCAAACAUCAGCCUUCUGCGUGUCACUGCUCGAUGUGUUGUGGAAGCCUCCUCCGUACUGUCAGCUCAUUUGUACCUGCGCUAAAACAAGAGCUCCGGUUCACCGCUGCAUGCACUCGAUUUAGGAAAACCUACAGGAAAUAAUUAUUUCCAUUCUUAAUUAUUAAGGUGCGCUAAAUGAUAUCCUGUACACGCGUUUAUUAUAACGUAUACAAUAUAAUAAGUUAGUUAGUUAUGUUUAUCCAUUUCUUUAAAAAAAACAGCAUAAAUUCAACAAACAAAAAAUACAAAUCAUAAAUUAAAUGAAAGGUUCUAUUAUUAAUAAAUACAUGGUUUCAAAGCGUACGUAUUCCCAUCCAUCCAUUAUCUAUACCAGCUUCUUCCUUUCAGGGUCACUGGUUCCCAUAUCCACCAAUCACAGU